AACUGCGCCUGAUCGACAUUGGUCAGCGGACAACUGUUCGACUCCAUCGCCCUCCACGGUCAAUAUUAGUACCAUUGCAACUGCUGGGUGUGGGCGAAUCUGCGCCCCGCCACCGGAACCAAAAAGCAGCACCCUGAAUUUCUCAUCGUUUAAAUCAAGCUUCACUUCCAAUGUUAAUUUCCUGAAGAGAAGAUUUAGCUCGGGAGACUUGUCUUCCGAGGUCGAUGAUGUUGAUCCCAAUAGCUUGCCGCCAGCUGCGCGUCCUAUACAGGACCAGCCAACGAAGCCGAAUGCAGCAGGCGGACCACCGAGCAUGCCGCCUCCACCGGCACCAGGACAAGUGCCGCCGCAGCCCGCUGGCGCUGCUCCGGAGUUGUCCCUAAGCUUUGGCGCUGGAAAGGCACCGACUGCAGCGGCUCCAGCGCCACCACGUGGCGUUAGUGCUCCAACGAGCCCAGCCAAGUCGCGAGAGAGUCUCUUGCAACGUGUGCAAAGCUUAACGGGCGCAGCAAGAGACCAGGGUGCUUCCAUAUUGGGAGCUGCAGUUCAGAGUGCCACCCAACGUGCUCCUACCUUUAACAAGGAUAGAUACUUUACGUUAUUGGUGUUGGAUGAUCAGAAUACGGACUGGUCAAAAUACUUCCGUGGCCGGCGACUCCAUGGCGAUUUUGACAUACGCGUGGAGCAGGCCGAGUUCAGAGACAUUACUGUAGUCUCGAGCGCAGAUACCGGACCUGUCGUCACAAUGGCCGCAUAUCGCAGUGGCACCCGGGUAGCCCGUUCGUUCCGACCGGACUUUGUAUUGAUCCGGCAACCGCCGCGUGACGGUUCCAGUGAUUAUCGAUCGACCAUACUGGGCCUUAAAUAUGGCGGAGUACCCAGCAUCAAUUCGUUGCAUUCUAUUUACCAGUUUCAGGAUAAACCAUGGGUCUUCUCGCAUCUGCUGCAGCUGCAGCGGCGUCUGGGCCGAGAUGGCUUUCCGUUGAUUGAGCAAACAUUCUUUCCGAAUCCACGUGAUUUGUUCCAAUUUACCAAGUUCCCAAGUGUUCUGAAGGCUGGGCAUUGCCACGGCGGUGUGGCCACAGCCCGAUUGGAGAACCAGAGCGCUUUACAAGAUGCUGCUGGACUUGUUAGCGGUGCUGGCAAUGAUUCGCAUUGUUAUUGCACCAUUGAGCCCUACAUUGAUGCCAAGUUUAGCGUACACAUUCAAAAGAUUGGCAACAACUACAAGGCAUUUAUGCGCAAAUCGAUCACUGGCAAUUGGAAAACCAAUCAGGGCUCGGCCAUGCUCGAGCAAAUCACUUUAACCGAGAAGUACAAAACCUGGGUUGAUGAGAUAUCCGAGCUCUUCGGAGGAAUGGAGGUGUGCGGCCUUUCAGUGGUUGUGGCCAAAGAUGGUCGCGAGUACAUCAUCAGUGCUUGCGACAGCACCUUUGCUCUGAUUGGAGACAGUCAGGAGGACGAUCGUAGACAAAUAGCUGACUUGGUAUCAGGACGCAUGCAGAACGUAUGUCGGCCUAAUAUGGCGCAGACGGGUCCCGGCAAGCUGCCAUCACGUUCCUCGGUUUCUUCUCGUGCCGAGAGUCCCACUGAUGAUCUGGCCCCAACACCACCGCUGCCUGCAGGACCAAGGCCAGCACCGAUGGGUGGACCACCGCCAAUACCGGAGCGAACCUCUCCAGCGGUUGGCUCAAUCGGACGUCUGAGCAGCCGCAGCAGCAUCUCAGAGCUACCGGAGGAGCCUUCCUCGUCAGUGCCCAGUACUGUGGGAGGAGGCGUGCGUCGUGACUCGCAAACAUCGCAGGCAUCGAGCAUCUCAUCGGUGUCCAGGACCGGACAACGUCCUCCGCAAUCUCAGAGCUCAGUUGUUGAAGAUGCGGAGGACACCAUGAAGAACUUGAGGAAGACAUUUGCGGGGAUCUUUGGUGACAUGUAGGAAAUCGCUAAUAAGAAACGCGGCAGAACGGCGAGCGAGACGAGCAACAGCAGCGGCUUAGGCAGUGUGCCCAGUAGUGCUGGACCUGCCACUGGUGCCAGUGGCACCAGCAGCGGAGCCAGUGGCGGCUUCAGCGGCUCAUUUCUGGGCAAGCAAUUCUCGUUCGCCUCGGGCGGCAAAUCCAAUGGCGCGGCAACGGAAGUGAUAUCGUCACAGCCAAACCGACCCUUGGAGGAGCCUGCGGCCAGCUCAGCCGCUUUGCCCACAGCCAGCGUUUUGGAUAGCGCCAAUACAAAUACGGAUAAUAUAACAACUGGCGGCUACAAGCCGGUGACCAAUUUUGAGCCCCAAGAGCGUGUCAACCCCUUUGAUAAGGAGCCCCACAAGUCGGUCAGUGCCACUAGCAUGGGUGCUGUCUCGAAUGCAUCGUCGUCGUCGUCGUCGAUGUCAUCGUCUUCGAUAUCGUCGCGCAUCAAUCGCAAUGGCAACAACUCAGUGAAAUCACCGCCACCACCGGCUGGACCACCACCACCGCCGCCCUCGAAUGCCAAUGUCACCACAAAACCAAACACAAAUAACUCAAAUGCAAGUGCAAGUGCGACAGCGUAUCGAGGCAGCUUUAGUAGCUCGCUGAGCAAGGACAAGACCAGUUACGGCAACUACGACAGCAGCAGCUCAAUUGAGACCAUCACACGCAUGGAUACCAAUACCACAAACACAGCGGCAACAGCCACCGGUGCAGGGGAGGCCAGCGGCAUUACAGCGAUCACCACCGACGCCGUUGGCGGCGCCGCCAUUACAAGUUCAACAUCGACCAACGAUUGGCGAUCGGCGAUUGGCAUGAGAUCGGCGAGCGUUUAUAGCGCGCCCGCUGCUGUUACCACAGCUGCUCUGCCGGGCGACACCUCCGGCUACGAUUCGAAUUCGUUGGCAUCGCAGGCCGGCUACAACAAUCCCAGUGAUUUGCCCUCAUACACCCGGCCCUCUUACUCCCGCUCCGAGAGCAACGCCUCCAAGCAGUCCGACUUGGACAUCAUAUUCGGUGAAAAUAAGUCAUCGUCUUCGAUAACGGCCUCGUCCUCAGGCAACGGAAAAUAUACCCGAGCCGGUGGCUCAAUCUCCGAUGCGGACAUGAUCUUUGGGGGUCCACCCUCGAAUUACAAGAGCGAUCGCUUUGGGGCUGCCAAGAGCAUGAGCAUGAGUUCAAGCGGCGUUGGUGCGUCAUCCAACUCCUAUAAGAUAUACGAGGGCAUACAGAAUGCAGCAUUUAGCGACUACAGCGACUCGGGUAGCAUUGCGAGCACCAACUCCGGCAGCAAACGAUGGAACAGCAAGCCCGACGAUGAUGAUGAAUUGGAUUUGAAAUAAGUUCAAUUUGACACCCACACACACACUAACACACGCACACACACACACACACACACAUAGAAAUAAUCAUUCUACACUCGAACUAUGGAAAAUCUGUCUUGUUUCUGCCUCCGAAGUUUCCUGGUUUCAUACGAAUCCAAAUCAUACCAUACACUCACAUGCACCAAGACGCAUACACAGGAAAGUACAUAAACAUACUAUACAUACACAUGCAUUCGAACUUCACCGCAUCUGUAUCAAGUUCUUCAUUGAGUUACUAUUAUUUUCACUCUCAAUGCUGAUAUACAAUAUUUCUUGUUAUUAAUCAAUAUUACAAAUAAGUAUGAAUAUGCAGUUACUUAUCAUUUGCUAUACAAUGAAUACAAGAAAAACUUACAACAUACUAAUAAUAUAUUGAAAUGAAAACUCUACACUACAUAAAUGAUGUAUAAGUAUAACCACCAAAGCAACAACAAUAACAAUGAUAAUAAUAACGAAAACAUAUAUAAAUCCCUCAAGAAUGCGGGACUUCGAUGAUGAUUUGACUGGUUUUGCAGCACGAUAAUGAGAGGAUAUUAGAGAUACUUGAAAAACGUUUUGAAACCUUUUCUAUUUGAAGCGAACAAUACAAAAAUAUAUACCUUAUAUAUAUCUUAUUGAGGCAAAUAUCGUUCAGGCAAAUGAACGAAAGAAAUAUUAAAUUAUUAAAAACCAUAAUGGUAAUAUAAAUGUUGCUAAAUAAGAACACAUAUUCCCAAGCGUAUAUUACAUGUUAACUUGCUAUUAAAAGCCUAUUUCGAAUAACACUUACGAAUUAACUUGUUGCAAAUGAAUUGGCAAAAAUACGAGAUAUGAAUCUUAAAUACUUAUAAAACUACUAAAGGGCACAUAUGAAUUCCGAGAAAUUCGUGUGCUUUAAUAAAAGACAAUAUGCGUGAAGUAUAAAAAUAUAGAUGAGAUAACAAUGCAAAUACACUCAAUGUUUAUAAAGCAAAUAAUGGUUAUUGAAAUUCAUAUAUGUUAACUAUCAGCAAAUGUUACAUGCAAAGGCAUAAAGUCAAAGCAGAAGCUAAUUACACAAGUUUAAUGUUUAUUAUACGCCCACAAAUAUUAUUAUUAUUGUAUUUAGGUACGUAUUAGUAGUUAAUGCUUAAACCCACAGACCUACACACAAACUUACAUACAUAUAUGUAUAGUAUGUAGGUGUAUAUGGAAAAUGUCAAUACAGAGAGACUACUUACUACCGACCUAGACAUUACCCCAACUUCGAGUGAAGCAAUGUUAUAUUAAGUUUUAUGAACAGAAGGCGAACAAAGAAAUCACAAUUAUAAUGAUUCCAUUGUGUGUGCAAAUAUGUGCAUUCAUAUAUUAUAAUGUACUACAAAUAUAUGGGGGUUUAGGAACCAAGCACAUUUUCAACAUUGCAUAUACGCAUACAGCUGAAGUAAAGUACUAACUCAUGGAUGUUGAGAGCAACAACGAAGAUACUAUAGACACUCGUUUUUGGAGAAGCUUAUUAAAGUAUUAACACAAAUGAUUAUUUUUAGCAAUACAUGUGUUAUUUAUUUUGUCACGCACAUGUUUUAGCAUUAUUUUAACAAUAGUUAAAUAUUUACAAGUAGACAAUUUUUGUUGUUACAUGUCGAGAAUAUAGUUGAAUCAUCUUUUGGAUUGGGUUGUAAGUACUACAACAACUUUUAAAGUGUAUUUUAAAAGAUAUAUAUUAUUUAGUUAAAAAUAUACAAGUCGUGCAAUAGAGAUAUUUUAAUCAAUAAAUUGUAAGCUUUUUCAAAUAUACAUAUGUAUGUAGAAAGCAAUGCUCGAUAACUUUCUAUUCAUAUUUUCUAAUACUUUCAACUUUAGUAGUGUUUUAAUCUGUCUAUCAAUUUUCGGAAUUUCUACUAAUUGAAUAAACAUAAAAAUAUUACAUGAAACAUGAUUUAUUCAGAUUGUUAUGAACUAGACCUAAAGACCUAUCAAACAUAUUACUUACUCAUAUACACUUUUUGAAUACUCAUCUUUGGCUACAUGUACUCAUUGUAACCCCAAGACAUUAUCAUUUAAAUCGUACAUAUGAAACUGUUUUGAAAACAACAAUUUAUAUUGAAGUUCGUCGUCGAAGAAUAAGAAGAAGAAGAAGAUAUAUGUUACACAUAGUACACAUCCAUAUAUAACAAUUUACAUACGAGCAAACAUACACAUCCACAUAUACUCAUUACGUAUCUUGCCCAUCUUCGGAAUUUAACCGUUCUGAAUAAUGAAGUACACAAUGCUGAAACAGAAAACCAACAAAAAAUACUCUAAACAAAAACAAGCAUAAGAUAUAUUACAAAACAAAACAACAUCAAUGCAAUAUCAAACAAAAAUUAAAGAAAUCAAUACUCGUAUUAAUGUGAAAGGCGAAGCAAAAACAAAAACAAAAACAAAAAGGAUAAAUAUUUCUAAUCGUAUAUACAUAUACACCUUAAUACCACACGUACUUAUGGAAUAUGUACUUGUAUGUUGUUUGUAAUUGCAAAAAUUUCUGAACAUUUAUUGGAGAAGACGGAUACAUAAAACAUUUGUAUUUGUAUUAUAACCAUUUAUUGACAAAAUAUACAUAUGUUAUAUACACAUAAUAAACUAAUAAAAUAUGUACUUUCAACUAUUCCAACGGAUACUGCAAACCAAAAACUAAAAUACAAGUAACAAUAAAUGCGUUGAUGAUUGAUACAAAAGCCACAGUACUUUUACUUAAUCAUAGCCUAUUCUCCAUGCACAAUUUCGCGUGCGUCUACCUGAGUUAUUUUUGCAGAGAGCGAAAGGAAAGAGAUAGAGAGGGGGAACGAGAGCACAGGUAGGCAAAUCU
Messenger RNA from Drosophila albomicans, 6131 nucleotides. It is a transcript of the gene Syn, whose product is annotated as synapsin. The transcript is spliced from 12 exons. Gene Ontology annotation, biological process: neurotransmitter secretion. The record is from RefSeq and is a predicted model, not a curated record. NCBI's taxonomy places the organism in Eukaryota, Metazoa, Arthropoda, Insecta, Diptera, Drosophilidae. Gene Ontology annotation, cellular component: synaptic vesicle membrane; synaptic vesicle. Gene Ontology annotation, molecular function: ATP binding.